AUGUGGUUAACUUAUGGAGCCAGCCCAUCAGAGAUUGGUUUGAUUUUCUUGGCUCCUGGUAUUGGAUUAGCUUUGGGUAGUUUUACCGGUGGAAAGGUCUCGGAUUUACUACUCAACUGGAAUAUUAAAAAACGUGGGGGUAAUUAUUUUCCUGAAUUGAGAUUGCAUGGAGCUUGGUGGGGUGCCUCUUUAAUACCAUUAAGUUAUUUUUGUUUUGGUUGGUUCCUUGAAUAUAAAGUGUUCGUCGUCUAUCCUGUCAUUGCCAUGCUGAUCG
This is a messenger RNA of Funneliformis geosporum, 274 nucleotides long. The record is from the annotation of a GenBank genome assembly. NCBI's taxonomy places the organism in Eukaryota, Fungi, Glomeromycota, Glomeromycetes, Glomerales, Glomeraceae.